AUGGGAAAUGGCACAUAUUUUUAUUUCAUGUUGUUUGAAAAUCUUGGGUGCAUAAAAUAUGUUUUUUUCAGUUUGGGGUUUAUUUUUUUAUUUUGUUUUUUUUUAUUUAUUUGUUUGUUUUUUUUUUUUUUUGUUUUUUUUCUGGAAAAGACAUUGCACCAACCCAUGUACAUUUUGAUUUCAUGUUUGUCCAUCAACUCUGUAUAUGGUACAACUGGUUUUUUCCCAAGGUUACUGACAGACCUGCUGUAUGAUACACACAGAAUCUCAUAUGAAGCUUGCCUCAUACAGAGUUUUGUGAUUUACUCAUAUGCAGCUUUUGAGCUUGCGAUAUUAAUGCUAAUGGCAUUUGAUAGGCUUGUUGCAAUAAAUAAACCUUUGCAUUACAACAACAUAAUUACCACACGUUUUCUAACUCUUUUAAUAGUUAUAGCAUGGCUUUAUCCAAUGAUUUCUAUUGGUUUUGCUGGUCUUUUGACUGCCAGGCUGAAAAUGUGUGAUAACAAAUUGUUUAAGGUAUACUGCCACAACUACGAAAUUGUCAAACUAUCUUGUGUGAACCAUAAUAUUAAUAAUAUUUAUGGACUGAUUGUAACAUUGACAAUAAUCUUUAUCCCUUUGAGUUUUAUAUUAUAUUCUUAUGUCAAAAUUAUUGUAAUUUGUCAAAGAAGCUCAAAAGAGUUUAGGAGCAAAGCAUAUCAAACUUGUAUUCCACACAUAGUGAUCCUUUUAAAUUUCUCAGUUGCUCUUUUUUGUGAGCUUACUUUGAGUCGGUUUGUGAAUGGGGAAAUUCCUAUAGAGCUGGCUGUUAUCCUUUCACUGGAAUUUAUUGUUGUACCACCCUUUGUAAACCCUGUUGUUUAUGGUCUAAACUUUCCUGGUAUCCGCAAAAAAAUUAGAUAUCUUAUAAAAGCCUCCAAAUAG
Molecule: messenger RNA, 924 nt
Organism: Cyprinus carpio (common carp)
Lineage: Eukaryota; Metazoa; Chordata; Actinopteri; Cypriniformes; Cyprinidae
Product: olfactory receptor 51I2-like
Biological process (GO): G protein-coupled receptor signaling pathway
Cellular component (GO): membrane
Molecular function (GO): olfactory receptor activity
Source: RefSeq, a predicted model, not a curated record